AUGGCAUUCCAGAAAAUCCAGGUGAAGACCCCAGUGGUCGAAAUGGACGGUGACGAGAUGACAAGAAUCAUCUGGAAGAUGAUCAAGGAGCAGUUGAUCCUGCCUUUCCUGGACAUCGACUUGGACUACUACGACCUCGGCAUCGAGUACAGAGACGAGACAGACGACAAGGUGACGGUGGACUCGGCCAACGCCACGAAGAAGUACGGUGUCGCAGUCAAGUGCGCCACCAUCACGCCUGACGAGGCGAGAGUCAAGGAGUUCAACUUGAAGAAGAUGUGGCUCUCCCCUAACGGUACAAUCAGAAACAUCCUCGGCGGUACGGUGUUCAGAGAACCAAUCAUCAUCGAGAACAUCCCAAGAAUCGUCGAGCACUGGGAGAAGCCUAUCGUCAUCGGCAGACACGCCUUCGGCGACCAGUACAAGUGCCAGAACAUCGUCACGCCAGAGUGCGGGGGCCAAUUGAAGCUGGUUUUCACUCCGAAGGACGGUUCCGAGGAGAUUGUUGUUCCUGUCUACGACUUCGACGGCAAGGGAUGUGCGCUCGGGAUGUACAACACCGAGGAGUCCAUCAUCGGCUUCGCCAAGGCCUCCUUCGCCUUGGCCGUCUCCAGAAAGCUCCCAUUGUACAUGUCCACCAAGAACACCAUCUUGAAGCAGUACGACGGUCUCUUCAAGGACACCUUUGAGAGAAUCUACAACGCCGAGUACAAGGAGAAGUUCGAGGCGCUUGGCAUCUGGUACGAGCACAGAUUGAUCGACGACAUGGUUGCGCAGAUGGUCAAGUCCAAGGGUGGCUACAUCAUCGCCAUGAAGAACUACGACGGUGACGUCGAGUCCGACAUCGUUGCCCAGGGUUUUGGCUCCCUCGGCUUGAUGACCUCUGUCCUCGUCUCCGCCGACGGCAAGUCCUUCGAGGCCGAGGCCGCCCACGGUACCGUCACCAGACACUACAGACAGUACCAACAGGGCAAGGAGACCUCCACCAACUCCAUCGCCUCCAUCUUUGCAUGGACCAGGGGCUUGAUCAAGAGAGGUGAGUUGGACAACACCCCGGCUGUUGUCAAGUUCGCCGAGACCCUCGAGAAGGCCACCAUCGACACCGUCCGUGUCGACGGCAUCAUGACCAAGGACUUGGCCUUGGCCAGAGGCGAGACCGACAGAUCCUCCUACGUGACUACCGGCGAGUUUAUCGAGGGCGUCGCCAAGAGAUUGACCAAGGAGCUUGGCGCCUGA
This is a messenger RNA of Pichia membranifaciens NRRL Y-2026, 1236 nucleotides long. RefSeq lists its product as hypothetical. The record is from RefSeq and is a predicted model, not a curated record. Gene Ontology annotation, biological process: isocitrate metabolic process. Gene Ontology annotation, molecular function: isocitrate dehydrogenase (NADP+) activity; magnesium ion binding; NAD binding. Lineage: Eukaryota; Fungi; Ascomycota; Pichiomycetes; Pichiales; Pichiaceae. The transcript has a single exon. Gene Ontology annotation, cellular component: mitochondrion. Bases 1 to 1236 code for a protein of 411 amino acids.